Molecule: messenger RNA, 834 nt
Organism: Notothenia coriiceps (black rockcod)
Lineage: Eukaryota; Metazoa; Chordata; Actinopteri; Perciformes; Nototheniidae
Product: dnaJ homolog subfamily B member 14-like
Exons: 4
Coding region: 55-819 (254 amino acids)
Biological process (GO): cellular response to misfolded protein
Cellular component (GO): endoplasmic reticulum membrane
Molecular function (GO): Hsp70 protein binding
Source: RefSeq, a predicted model, not a curated record
UGACCACGUGGUUUAAUGAGAUGAUCAGCUGACUCUGCCAGAGGAGGAAGAGGGAUGAAGAUGGAAGGAAACAGAGACGAAGCUGAAAAAUGUAUUAAUAUAGCGACCAAAUCCCUUAACGUCGGAGAUAAAGAGAAAGCGUUGAAGUUUCUCAACAAAGCAGAGAAGCUUUAUCCAACUACCAGAGCAAAAGCUUUGUUGGACGCAUUAACUAAGAAUGGGAGCUCAGCAGGUAACGGUGCAUUUCGCAGGAGGACAGCAGACGGCUCAGAAAGCACCGGAGCUCAGCCGGAGAGGGACGGCCAAGAGUCCGGAGGAGGAGACCUUAAAGCCUUCACCAAAGAGCAGGUGGAAGGUGUGCAAAAAAUAAAGCGGUGUAAGGACUACUAUGAAGUGCUGGGUGUCAAUAAAGAAGUCAAUGAGGAUGAGCUAAAGAAGGCCUACAGGAAACUAGCGCUCAAGUUCCAUCCAGACAAAAACCAUGCACCUGGAGCGACAGAGGCCUUUAAAAAGAUUGGUAAUUCAUACGCAGUGCUCAGUAACCCAGACAAACGACGGCAGUACGACCUGACGGGAGGAGAGGAGCCCAGCAGCCCGGGUAACUCUCAUGGAGGAGGGGGAGGGGGGGGCUUCGACUUCCACCGGGGCUUCGAGGCCGACAUCACUCCUGAGGACCUCUUCAACAUGUUCUUUGGAGGUGGCUUCCCCUCCUGUAAGUCAGCACUUAACACAUCGAAUCAAGUUGUGAUUAAUCCAAAUAUAUCGAUUUUUUUAUUCAUUAAGUUUUCUGACAUCACAUGCUCUUAUUGUAGUAGGUAAUAGGACUUAUUUUUA